ACUCCGCAAUGUAGGUAUUUCCGAGGCCCUGUAUUGUUCCCGGCGAGUGGUUUCUUGAAGUCGCGAUGUGUGAUUGUGGCUGAAAAACAGUAUUUUAUGUAUAGGUCUCUAAGAGGCACCAGAUGGCCUUGGUAAAACAAAGCCGAUGGGUCCGUAACGGACUGAGUAAGAAGAGAACUUGACACCACCGGAAGACAGUAACUGUUGGGAGUGUGACGCUGUCUUCCCGAACAUGUACUUUCCUGUUUACUUCCGGGUUGGAUUGAACCUCUUCAGCCUCCGUAAUUGAGUCAAAAGUGCCGGUCAAAAUGGAAGUGAAUCCCCCCAAACAGGAGCACCUGCUGGCCCUGAAAGUGAUGCGUUUAACUAAGCCUACUUUAUUCACCAACAUUCCAGUAACAUGUGAAGAAAAAGACUUACCUGGAGAUCUCUUUAACCAACUCAUGAGAGAUGAUCCUUCCACUGUAAAUGGUGCAGAAAUUUUAAUGUUGGGAGAAAUGUUGACUUUACCACAGAAUUUCGGGAAUAUUUUUUUGGGAGAGACCUUUUCCAGUUAUAUCAGCGUUCACAAUGAUAGCAAUCAAGUUGUAAAAGAUAUAUUGGUAAAAGCUGAUCUUCAGACAAGCUCUCAGCGUUUAAACCUUUCAGCCUCCAAUGCUGCAGUAGCUGAACUUAAACCUGAUUGUUGUAUUGAUGAUGUCAUACAUCAUGAAGUAAAGGAAAUUGGAACACACAUCUUGGUGUGUGCGGUGAGUUAUACAACCCAGGGUGGAGAAAAAAUGUAUUUUAGAAAAUUCUUCAAAUUUCAGGUUCUGAAACCACUGGAUGUGAAAACCAAAUUUUACAAUGCAGAGAGUGACCUCAGUUCUGUGACUGAUGAAGUAUUUCUGGAAGCCCAGAUUCAGAAUAUUACAACCUCACCCAUGUUUAUGGAGAAAGUCUCGUUGGAGCCAUCUAUAAUGUACAAUGUAGCAGAAUUAAAUUCAGUCCACCAAGCUGGAGAAUGUGUAACUACGUUUGGGUCAAGAACAUAUUUGCAACCAAUGGAUACACGCCAGUACUUGUACUGCCUAAAACCCAAAAAGGAGUUUGCAGAAAAAGCAGGCAUCAUUAAGGGAGUAACAGUAAUCGGAAAAUUGGAUAUAGUGUGGAAAACAAAUCUAGGUGAAAGGGGACGAUUACAGACCAGCCAACUUCAAAGAAUGGCUCCAGGUUAUGGAGAUGUUAGGUUAUCUUUGGAGGCAAUCCCAGAUACCGUAAACCUAGAAGAACCUUUUCAUAUUACCUGUAAAAUAACAAACUGCAGCAGUGAAAGGACUAUGGAUCUGGUUUUGGAAAUGUGCAAUACCAAUUCUAUCCACUGGUGCGGCAUUUCAGGAAGACAGCUUGGAAAGUUACAUCCAAGUUCUUCUCUCUGCCUUGCCCUUACUCUACUGUCUUCAGUACAGGGACUGCAAAGCAUCUCCGGCUUAAGACUAACAGACACGUUUUUAAAGAGAACAUAUGAAUAUGAUGACAUCGCACAAGUCUGUGUGGUAUCUUCGGCCAUUAAAGUGGAAAGCUGAAGAAAAUUUCCAGUGUUAACGCUUUUCAUUGAGUUUCAACAGAACUUUCUGUAUUUUUGUCACCUUUGUAAAAUGAUCAACAGAAAAAAUAAGUACAUAUUAUUUAAAUUUCUUUCCUUUACAACAGUUAAAGUACUAAGUAUUUGUUUUCAAAAAAAACGCAUCUACUGAUUUUAUCCUGUAAGUUAUAUGCUAAAUUAACAUUUGUACAUUUUCUACACAACGUCUAUUUGAUUUCAUUUUAGAAGACUAUAGGACUUUGUUCUCCAAAAGCUCUGUAUUUGAGGCCAUGUGUCCCUGGGACAAGGAUUAGGAAAAUUUUUAGGUCAAGAGUCGGAUACUAAAUAUUUUAGGCUUUGCAGGCCAUGUGGUUUCUGUUGAAAGUACCCCACUGCUUUUGUAGUAUGUGAGUGUAUUCAGUAGGCAACAGGAACACGGUGAUGUUUACAAAACUGGGCAGCUGGCCUGCAGGCCAUAGUUGCCGGCCUCGAUUUGGAAGAUACAGUUAUUUCUUCAUACUUCAGAAUUUGUGUAAUAUUUUAUUUAGAAAUAUUUCAUUUAACCCCCGUGUUUACAGAAAAUGUUUAAAACAACAGGGAUAGCCCUCAUGUAACCUUACAUUUGCUAACACUAUGAAUUUGUCUAGUUGUUUUCAAAAUUAUUGUAUUGGUAUGUAUCUGUGUUUGUGUAUACAUACAAACACACACAUCUAAGUUUCAGUUACAGCAGAUCAGAAUUGGUUUUAUUUCUUAGAUUGUUAAUUACUCUGUUAACUUUUAAUUAAGAAGCCUGAUAAUUUUUAAGUCCAAAAGUCCUGUUUUUAUUCCCAUUAAAAAAUAAGCCACUUAUUUUCAUAGGCAUAUUUAAAGGAUUUCCAGCUUCUGAUAUUUGAUUUUGAAUUCUAAAUUAUGUAAUAUUAUUAAACUUUGUAUUUCUGCAUGUAAUUACACUAAUUUACUUAUGCCAUGAACAAAACAAUGAAAAGUUAAGAUUCUAAACAACUUUGCAACAUGAAUGUACUAAAAGUUUCAAUAUUUUGUCAGGAAAACAAAAGGUAAUGCUGUUAAAUAAAAACUUAUUUUGGUAAAUUGCAGUUCAAGAAUGUAUAUAUAAUUGCUUAAAUGUAAGAGUACAUUAAGUCAAAUAGAAAAAUUGGUUUUCCUUAAAUGCAUAAUUAUCGAUUGCCAUGACAAAUUGGUCCAAAGUGAAAGUUAUAUUUGGAGUGAGAUUUACCCCUUAAAUUGGAAUGAUAAUGAAAUGUCUGUGCAAAAUAAAGUACAAGAAGUGUAAAAUGUCUGUCUUCCAAAAUGAGUAAAAUUAAGUGACGAAUAAGAUUUUAUAGCCAUUUCACUGGGUGUUUUGAUUGUUUGUUAAGCAUCUUUUCAUGACUGAGCCUUCUAUUUUACUCUGUUUCAAAUUUUAAAAGUAACAUAUAUAAUGGUCACUUGAAAUGUGCUAUAUAAUUUGACUUAAUUACAAAGUCUAUAAGCAAUAACCUAGACAUAUAUUGUUCAUUCUUUAAGUAAAGGUUAAAUAAUGUCAUCUUAGAAAGGACCUGUUUAAACCAUAUUAUAAAAAUUAGAUAAACAAUUUGGUAUAUUAAAUGAAAAUGUAAUUUGAAUAAAAAGGACAUUUUAAGUUUAACAGCAUGGUAACAGCUACAGCUACUACAAUGUAAUGUGGUUAAUGGAAGUUAAUCAUUCCUAAGUAGACUGUAUAUAAAGAUUUACCUCAAUGCUCUCUUGUUCUAGAUAAGCAAAGAAUGCUAUUGGGGGCAUUCCUUAAAAUUUUAAGAGUAGCUAGCAAAUCCAACUACACAAAACUUUUUUGAAAUGCAGUGAUUCCAACGUGAUGAAGGUACUUGAAAAGCAAAACUGGCUUGAAUUCAAUGGAAAUCCAGGUAAGUGGAAGAUAUCAUCUAGAAUGAAUUUGUUAUAGGUGGUAUAUUAGCAAAAAAACUAAACUGGAAUGGAAAAAAGGAAGAAAUACACCAAUUCCCAUUACUUCUUAAAAAAAAGAAUGACUACCUUCACAACAGAUACUAGCAAAUCAAGACAUUGUUUCAAAGUGUUUUUUCAUAUAAUGUCUUUGUCUGAUUUUGGUAUUAGAGUAAUAGGUAUAUAAAAUGAGUUUGGAAAUGUUUCUUCCUCUUCUAUUUUCUGGAAGAGAUUGUAUAGAGUUGAUAUUAUUUUACCUUAAGUGUUUGGCAGAAUUUCCCAUUGAAAUCAUCUGGGGUUAUUGUAGUUUUCUUUUCUGGAAGAUACCUAUUUCUUCCGUGAGAUUUAUUUUGUCUAAGUUGUUAAAUAUAUGGACCUAGAGUUCAUUGUGUUAUUUUCUAAUGAUCCUUUUAAUGUCUACAGGAUAUCUGCAGUAAUAUCUCCUUUCACUUCUGAUACUGUUGAUUUGUAUUUUCUCUAUUUUCCUAGUCAGUAAGCUGGAGGCUUAACCAAUUUUAUCAAUCUGAAAGCAUUUUUAAUGCACUCAAGAUGGUUAUACUAGAAACUUAUACUUACUGAACACUGAGUAAGAGUGACUAAUUCUUAAUUAAGGAUCAACUUUGCUUUUUUUUCAUCAGUCAUCACUUUCAUUUAGUACUUAUUUUGUGUAACACUUGAACACUAGAAGCUGAAUUUAACUUAUGAAAAAUUAAGUUAAUUUAGAUGGAAUAUAGGACAUUUAAUUCAGAGGGCCUAAGACUCAAGUCCUGUUCUUCUCUGGCCAAAACUGUGUGUUUGUGUAGGUCUUCAUUGUAGCCUGAACUCAGGGGGAUUAGGUAUUUGCUGGUCUCACUGAGGAGAAAUUUCUAACCUAGUGCUGCUCUAAUUUAGAGUCUUUGGAUCUAUAUCAGAACCACCUGGUGUAACUGUUUAAAAUGGUGAUUUAUUAUUAUAGGACCUACUUCAUAAAAAUUGAAAGUGUGGUCCUGCAUCUGCAUUUUUAACAAAUACCCUGGUGAUGAUUCUUACAGUGAAAUUAUAGAACCACUGGUCUAAUCUCACAAAGGAAAAGAAAGGAAACAUUGGUUUUUAAACUUCAAGAUAAUAAGUAGUCUUUUGAGAAUAGUUAGAGUAAGGCCCUGAUCAUCAGCAUUACUUUAUUUUUGUUUUUUCUCAAGCACUUGUGAAAUCAUGACAGGUCUGCCCAACUUAACCAAUUUCAUAAUUAACAAACAAAAGAAAUUCCAGUUGGAAUUAGAACAGUCUCACCCAUCACUAGUUAGAGCCAUGUCAUUAAUACCUAACAAUGCCAUUUCUCUCCACAAACUGAUAUGUAUUCUAAUUGCAGUACAUUUUAAGCCCCCUAUUAUGUUUAAGUUGCAUCAAAUUAAGGUGAAGCAUAAAACCAACAUGCCAAACCAAAUCAUAACAGAGGAUUACAUGAACAAGCAUUGUUAGUGAUAGAUGCUUUUUGUUAUCCAUCAAAUAAUUACUGUUU
Rhinolophus ferrumequinum (greater horseshoe bat) is the source of this 5000-nucleotide messenger RNA. It is a transcript of the gene TRAPPC13, whose product is annotated as trafficking protein particle complex subunit 13. The record is from RefSeq and is a predicted model, not a curated record. Lineage: Eukaryota; Metazoa; Chordata; Mammalia; Chiroptera; Rhinolophidae. The coding region runs from base 309 to 1565 and encodes 418 amino acids. The transcript is spliced from 13 exons. Gene Ontology annotation, cellular component: TRAPPIII protein complex.